ACAAAAUCGCUUCCUGCAUACGAAUGAGUAUAAACAGAGGUGAAGGAAUAAAGAAAAGCUUUUGUUUCGUACGUACGCAUUCAUUGUCGUUCGGCCGUUCGCUUUCGCUGCGUCCGCGUUCAUUCAAGUAUUUUAAAGCUUGUCAAUGACAUUUGGUUCCAAAGUUCAUUCGCAUUCCACUCGUUGAAGAAGUUCAGAGAAAAUUUUCGUUGAAUGUUAUCAGUGCUAUCAGUGGUUCUCUGCGUAAUUUUGUAAACAAAAUCCGAAUUAAGAUGGAAAAUCAAAACCCGUCGACAUCUGUAUCAACAGCAGAUAAAAGUGUAGGAAAGAAAAGUAAAAAGCGUAGUGAAAAUAAAGUGACUCUCGCCGAUAUUGCGAAAGGCUUCAUUCGAAGAGAUGGAGCAAAGACUUCAUGUGCCAUUGAUCCAGGAACAACAUGCAACUAUACUCAAGAUAGAUUGGACAUUGGAAACUUCAUUCGACACUUCCGGACCCGUCAUCAUGAUUUGGCUGUGGCGAACGGGUUAACCAAGGAAGAGGAAACACCGGCAAAGAAGCAGCGAGUUGUGGCAAAACGUCCUGUACCAAUUGACAAAUUGUUGUUUAUGGAUUCAUUGGUGAAACUGAUGUCGUACCACAACAUGCCCUUGGCAUGUUUGCAAUGGGAAGGAUUUAAGCAACUGCUUGAUCCUUUGGCAUCAGCUGUUGGUGUAACAAUGAAUCCAACAAAUAUGAAGGCUACGGUCAAGGAAAUUGCUGGCAGGAUUCGCGAGGCUAUAGCAGCAGAAACGAAAGGUCGGCUUAUCAGCCUCAAAAUUGACUCAGCCUCUAGACACAACCGCCAUGUACUGGGCAUAAAUGCACAAUACUCAAUCAACGACAGUGUAGUGAUUCGCACUUUGGGAAUGCUGGAAAUAAAAGAACGUCAAACGGCCCGGUUUUUGAAGAGUAAAAUAUUGGAGGUUGUGAACAGUUACGGCGUUGGAAUAAAUCAAAUAUUCUCAGUGACAUGUGACAACGGAGCCAAUAUGCUCGCCGCAGUUCGACAACUCAAGCAGGAAAUAGAGUUGUUGGCCUUGGACUCAGAAUACACCGAAGAGCAAGACAAGGAAGACCAUGAGUUCACCACAGCAUUAAACAACGAGUUCAAAGAGAACCUCAAUCUCGUUCGAUGUGCGGUUCAUACCCUGCAACUGGCAAUUCUGGAUGUAGUUGACAAGUCGAACGCAUCAUGUAGACGAGUAACAGAUAUUGCCAAGAAGUGCAAACAAAUCAAAUACAAACCCAGUUUUGAGUUGGUAAAGGCAUCAUACCCUCCUGUAUGGGGUCAAACCCGUUGGGGGGGUAUAUUCAAGAUGAUGCAAAGUUUUACUGAGCAGGAAAAUUUUUUCAAGGAGUUGGCCCUGCAGUUCCCAGAACUUGAUCUCUCUAAUGACUGGGAGUUUAUUGGUAAUUAUGUGCAGGCGUUUAAACCGUUAUACUACUGCACGAAGAAUAUGCAGUCGGAACACGUGUCAUUGCCAGAUUUUUAUUUGCAAUGGCUUCUGGCUGUAAUGGAAGUGUCGAAGCUCACGCAAAACCCAUUUGCUACUCCGUUGACUGCUGCGUUGACCAAUCGUAUAGAAAACCUCAAAACAUCCAGAGCUUUCAAAAUGGCACUGUACUUGGAUCCUCGACUGAAUUACAUGGGCUCCAAGCUGUUUACUAGUGAUGAAAAAGAGCUAAUACAGAACUACAUAAUCGAAACGUACAAGAGGAUUUCAUCGUAUCAAAACCCGGCACCAUCAGCUGCCGUGGCCUCUCCAGCUACUACUGAGACAACUGAGGAUGACUUUGAUCACUACUUAACAGAGCUGUUCGGAGAAUGCUCUUCUUCAACGGGAGAAACUAGGGAUUCUGCGUUUUUACAACAGCUCAAGGCUCUUGAGGUAGAGCCCAGACAAAAUCACAGCCAUGAUGUUUGGAAGCAUUGGACAGACAGAAGAACCACCCAUCCUGAGCUAAGUGCCGUGGCUUCUGUUGUUCUGGCUACCCCAUCCAACCAGAUAUCAGUUGAAAGAGCUUUCAGUGCUUUGGCGCUUAUCUUGACAGAUCAUCGAUCGACACUAGGUGAAGAAAACCUUUCAAGUAUUCUCCUGGUGAAGUUGAACAAGGACCUUUUCGAAGAGAUUAUGCCAAGCAUGUGCCAACCAAAUGGUACUACACUCGAGUAGCUCUCUUUUGGUUUUUGAUUACCUAAAACGAAUAAGAAAAAUCAUGAAGCAAAAUAUUUCU
Messenger RNA from Ochlerotatus camptorhynchus, 2274 nucleotides. RefSeq lists its product as uncharacterized. The record is from RefSeq and is a predicted model, not a curated record. The transcript is spliced from 4 exons. Gene Ontology annotation, molecular function: protein dimerization activity. Lineage: Eukaryota; Metazoa; Arthropoda; Insecta; Diptera; Culicidae. The coding region runs from base 273 to 2213 and encodes 646 amino acids.